AUGGACGAUAAACUUCAUGGUUCAGUUUCAAAGGCAAGUUCGAUGGACAUAUUACCGCUGCUUCAGAUUGCACACCUUCUACGUCUGCACACUACAACCCCUCGCCGGCACGUACUCCCUCCGCAACACCAACCUUCAUCAUCUCCGCCGAUCCAUCAUUAUCACCACCAUACUCCCUUCGAUCUUCUCAACGACAACGAUUCUGAACACGAACAACAGGGAGGUGAGUCUGCCGAUGAAACACCGAGAAAAAGAAGAACAAGAAGAAGGAAAAGUGAUAAAGCAAUGGCUGGUCCGCAAUCAGUUACGAGGGAGGUUUCCGGCAACAAAGCAAUUUCCAACAUCGUCCUCGUCAUUGCUAUGCAGACAGAGGCUCAACCUGUUGUCAAUAAAUUUCACCUCAUCCAAGAUCCUCACUCUCCGUUUCCACAAGGCACGGAUGGUGGCUUCAAGGACAGAGGAGCUACUGUUGGUGAUGUUUUCAUUAUAUCUGACUGUGCUUUCCAUGACAGAAGAAUACAUAUUCCUGUUUUUGAUCUGUAUGGAGUUGGUUCACAUAAAGCCUUCGAAACACCCAACCUUGUAAAGGAACUUAAUCUAAAGGUUGGUAAGUUGUCUAUUGGUGACUCUUUAGAUAUGUUCACUCGCCGUCCUAUUCCCAUUAUCAGAAAUCGUUUGAAGCUGCCAAAGAAAUUAACGACAUAA
Molecule: messenger RNA, 705 nt
Organism: Vicia faba (fava bean)
Lineage: Eukaryota; Viridiplantae; Streptophyta; Magnoliopsida; Fabales; Fabaceae
Source: the annotation of a GenBank genome assembly